GCGCCCUAACGUCAUCAGGCAGCGCCGGAAGUACCCUUGCGCUGCCUAGGAGACAGGACGCGGGCUCGGCUGCUGACAGGGCCGGGCCGGCCGCGCCCACCCGGUCGCCAUGGAGCUGCCUCCAGGGCCGCGCGAUGAUCCCUGCGCCUGGGACGAUGACUCGGAGCCGGAGCCGGAGCCUGACCCCGACGCACAGGCCGAGGCUUACGUGGCCCGCGUGCUCAGUCCUCCGAAAUUCGGGCUGGCGCCCCCGCGCGCCCCUCCGCUGCCUGCGCCCGCUGUGUCCCUUGGCGCUCUGGAGCCGCGGGCCGCGUCCAAGGGCCCGGCGGUGGCGGUUCCGGGCCUGCUGAGCCUUCCUCCGGAGCUACUGCUCGAGAUAUGCGCCUACCUGGACGCGCGCCUCGUGCUCCACGUCCUGCCGCGCGUGUGCCACGCGCUGCGCGACCUCGUGCGUGACCAUGUCACCUGGAGGCUACGCGCGCAGCGCCGCGUACGCGCGCCCUACCCAGUGGUGGAAGAGGAGGACUUUGACUGGCCAGCAGCCUGCAUUGAGCUGGAGCAGCACCUGUCGCGCUGGGCAGAGGAUGGGCGCAGGACUGAGUACUUCUGCCUGGCCGAUGGGCACUUUGCUUCCAUUGACUCAGUGCUGCUGCUCCAGGGUGGGACACUCUGCCUGUCAGGCUCCCGAGAUCGCAAUGUCAACCUGUGGGACCUGCAACAGCUGGGGGUGGAGCCCAGCCGGGUUCUGGUCAAGGCCCUGGGCACCCAGAAGAACAGCACUCACAAGGGCUGGGUGUGGUCACUGGCGGCGCUGGACCACCGAGUGUGCUCUGGUUCCUGGGACAGCACCGUGAAGCUCUGGGACAUGGCGGCUGAUGGGCAGCAGUUUGGCGAGAUAAAGGCCAAGGCGGCUGUGCUGUGCCUGUCCUACCGGCCUGAUAUCCUGGUGACUGGCACCUAUGACAAGAAGGUGACCGUCUACGACCCCAGAGUCGGCCCGGCCCUGCUGAAGAGCCGGCGGCUGCACUCAAGCGCGGUGCUGGCGCUGCUGGCGGACGACCGGCACAUCAUUUCAGGCAGCGAGGACCACACGCUGGUGGUGUUUGACCGCCGAGCCAACAGCGUCCUACAGCGGCUGCAGCUGGACUCCUACCUGCUCUGCAUGUCCUACCAGGAGCCUCAGCUCUGGGCCGGCGAUAACCAGGGUCUGCUGCAUGUCUUCGCCAACCGGGAUGGCUGCUUCCAGCUCGUCAGGUCCUUUGAUGUGGGCCACAGGUCUCAGAUCACAGGGAUCAAACACUCCCUGGGGGCCUUGUACACCACGUCCACCGACAAGACCAUCCGGGUGCACGUGCCCACAGACCCACCAAGGACCAUCUGCACUCGAAGCCACCACAACGUGCUGAAUGGGGUAAGGCCCUGUCCCAUGCGCCCUGCCUGGCUGCUCAGAGCACCCCUGACUCCUCAUGUCCCCGCCCUGGCAGAUCUGCGCUGAGGGCAACCUGGUGGUGGCCGCCUCUGGGGGCCUGUCGCUGGAGGUCUGGAGGCUGCAGGCCUGAGCAGGCAGAUGUGGAUGUGGAUCUGCCAGCUGGCAGGCUGGGCUGGGGCCUCCGUUCUCAGGGGGGACCUUCCCCCACGCUGGUGCUGCCUUUGCCCCGCCCCCACAGGACUAGGGCACAAGGAGUCCUGGCCAUGGUGGGUGGGUGGGUGGGGUCCCUGGGCUGGGCCCCAUGCCAGGGGAGGUGAGGUUUGUGUUUCGGCCAACCCAGGGGGCUGCUCCCCACCCUCGGGCCCUUGUUUUUGUUAUGAUUUGGAUGCCUGCUCUCCCUGGAGAGCAAAGGAGAAAUAAAGCUGAUGUACUGGUG
This is a messenger RNA of Aethalodelphis obliquidens (Pacific white-sided dolphin), 1865 nucleotides long. It is a transcript of the gene FBXW9, whose product is annotated as F-box and WD repeat domain containing 9. Bases 110 to 1495 code for a protein of 461 amino acids. The record is from RefSeq and is a predicted model, not a curated record. Gene Ontology annotation, molecular function: protein binding. Lineage: Eukaryota; Metazoa; Chordata; Mammalia; Artiodactyla; Delphinidae. The transcript has 9 exons.